CACCAGGCUACCCUUCCCUGGCAGGGUGCAGUUUUAGGUCAUGCCCAGGACCAAGAGCCACCUGCUCUGACCUCUAGAUGUUCCAUGCCAUUCAGCCAGGUGAUGUUUCUGCCUGGGCUGGCAGCAGCAAACUACAGCCUUUACAUACCUAGUGUUCCCAAAAUGGCUGCCCUCAUCAGGCACUUGGUAGCUGCCUGCCUCUGCCCUUAAAGUGGCAGGCACCCAAAGGUGCACUGCCACAAUGGGGUAUGGAGUCUGGGAGCAAGGGCAAGCAGUGGUCAGGUGGAAGAGAAGUGGUGGGGCAUGGAGAUCUGUGGUGGCAGCAGGACUAUCCUACUGCUUGGAUUCCAGCUUUCUAGCAUCUAAUCCCCAAAAACUCUUGUCCUCCCUUCUUAUGAGAGAGGUAGAGAAGAUUGGGGCUUGAAGAGCCAGAAUUCCAGUUUUGGUGGCAGGUGCAGUGUGCGGGAAUCUUGGCAUGGAGUGUGCAAUCCCCCACUUAGGACCUGACAGUGCCCCAGUACCAGGAGGAUCCUAGGACCUGAAAGUGCCUAAGUAACAGAGUGGCUGGGAGCAGGACUCUGUAGCUGACCUUCAGUCAGCCCAUCAGCCUGUCCAUCCCACUCCCCCUCUACCCCUUCUGGAGGUGGGGGAACACGGGAAAGCAGAGUGCUGUGGGAUUCUGAAAAACCUGUGGGUCCCCUAUCACUGUGCAGACAGUAAUAGUAGUAGUAGUGAAGUGCCUCAAAAUAGUAAAUCAUAUCAAGAAUUACUGUUUUAGAGUGCUUCAGCUGCUUUUGGAAUGUCUGUACAUGUGGCUCUUUGAAGUGUUUCAGAGGCAUUUGAAAUUCUUCAAGUGUUACAUCUGACCUGGGAGUUUCAAUUUACAAUUUAAAUCAUAUUUAAAAAAACCCCAAAGCUUCUUACAUGGUCAAAGACUCAGAUUCCAGCUUCUAAAAGAGUAUCUAAAAGAGUAGUAUUCCCUAAAGAAAAUUUCCUUGGCUGCCAACAUGUACAAAAAUGGGGGAAGGGUUAACACCUGCUUUAUAUUCAUAAUUAUAGUGCUUAAUUUUAUGCAUGCAGAUGCCUGCAGGUAUGCUGUGUACAAUCUCACAUACAUGGUCAUCUUUUCAAAAAGUAUGCAGAAAGGUUGCUGGGACAAGCUUUCUCUAGUUUAAAAUGACUCCAAUGAUUAGGUCAUGCUAAUGAUUACACCGUAGGUGCUAAUGCCUAGCUGCUCAAAACCUGCAUACUGUGCGCUGGUACUCGAUUGUAGUUUUAUAAAGAGUAGGUUGGUUUCUUUCAGUGAAUGUCUUGAGUCUCUGCAUGUACAGUAAAUAUGUUACUGUUUCAACAGGUCCUGCAAUGGCUGCAGGAGUCUUGCUGCAAAAUCCGUUACCUUACUCUUCCCUGUUAGAGAGCAGUGCAUAUCUUGCAAGUAUGAGUUCAGAAAGUGCAAUGCGCCCAACUGCAAAAUAUACGAAAGUAGGGGAGCGCCUUCGCCAUGUAAUUCCUGGUCAUAUGCAGUGUUCAAUGGCAUGUGGUGGACGUGCUUGUAAAUACGAAAAUCCAGCUCGAUGGAGUGACCAAGAGCAAGCCAUUAAAGGGCUUUACUCUUCUUGGAUAACAGAUAACAUAUUGGCAAUGGCUCGUCCCUCAACAGAAAUCAUUGAAAAAUAUAGUAUCAUUGAGCAAUUUGAAAGAUGUGGCAUAAAAACAGUAAUUAACCUUCAGCGUCCUGGAGAGCAUGCUAGCUGCGGGAAUCCGUUGGAGCAAGAGAGUGGCUUCACCUACCUUCCUGAAGCUUUCAUGGAAGCUGGAAUUUAUUUUUAUAAUUUUGGAUGGAAAGAUUAUGGUGUGGCAUCUCUUACCACUAUACUCGAUAUGGUAAAAGUGAUGGCAUUUGCCUUGCAGGAAGGGAGGGUAGCUGUUCAUUGCCAUGCAGGACUUGGCCGAACAGGUGUUUUAGUAGCUUGCUACUUAGUUUUUGCAACAAGAAUGACUGCAGAUCAAGCAAUUCUUUUUGUUCGGGCAAAAAGGCCUAAUUCUAUUCAAACUAGAGGACAGUUAUUAUGUGUAAGAGAGUUCACUCAGUUUUUGAUCCCUCUGAGAAAUGUUUUUGCUUGUUGUGAGCCCAAAGCACACGCAGUUACUCUGUCCCAGUACCUGAUCCGUCAGCGGCAUCUGCUUCAUGGUUAUGAGAGUAGACAUCUCAAGCAUGUGCCAAAACUUAUUCAUCUAGUUUGCAAGCUUCUUUUGGACUUGGCUGAAAACAGGCAGGUGAUAGAGGAAGAACUGUUAGACAUACCAGAUCUCUCAGCUGAAAUCGAAAAGACUGUUUCUCAGUUGCUCUCUACACAACUAGAUAAAGAGUUAACAAGACAGGACAGUGAUGCAUCAGAUUCAUUCUCCCACUCGGUGAGAGAGAAUCCUUUUGAGACCCAAGAUUCUGUUUUCUCACUUGAACACGAAUGUGAUCCUCUGUGGAAGAGAAGGAAUGCUGAAUGCCUUCAGCCUCUGACUCAUCUGAAAAGGCGUCUAAGUUACAGUGACUCAGAUUUGAGGAGAACUGCAUUUCUCUUCGAACAGGGAGAAACUCCAUGGACAGUGCCUGCACAAAUACUACUCUGCAACAAACUUAAACGACCUAACAAUGGGGAACAUUGUUUUACUGCAGGCAAUCAAAAGCCUCAGCUGGACUUAAACAAAGAAGCUUUUGUGCGUAGUACAUUUACUUUCUGGAGCCAAGGUAAAUUUAACUUGGAUGGAUCCAUCCAAAAAGAUGGAUCUGCACUUUAUCAUAGAAAAAAAUCUCCAAAAGAAGUACAGCGUAGUAGAACCUUUUCAGCAGGUCUUACAUAUGUACAUAAUGCUAGGGACCCCAGAACACCAAAGUGUAAUUUUGCCAAAGACAUGGGUCACAAAGAACAAAAGACUAAUAUACAUGGCAAAAUAAUUUGUGCAUCUGAGGACUCCGAUUGUUCUUCUAAAGAAGAAUGCUCUCUUGGAUGUGAAAGCCAAGAUGGUAAAGAUCUAUCAGAAACAAUUCCACACAUUAUUUUGCAAUCAGAAUUGAGUCUGGAGGCACGAAGAAUUUUGGCAGCUAAAGCUCUUGCAAAUUUAAAUGAAUUUGUGGAAGAGGAUGAAUUGAAGCAGAAGGUAGAAAUGUGGCAGAAAGAACUGAAUUCUCGAGAUGGAGCUUGGGAUAAAAUAUGUGCUGAGAGAGAUCCUUUUAUUCUUUGCACAUUGAUGUGGUCCUGGAUAGAGCAACUGAAGGAACCUCUUAUAUCCCAAGAGGAUGUGGAUAUGUUGGCAAAAAAGUGCAUAGAAUCACAGGCAACACUUAACUUACUAGAAAAGGAACAAUAUCAAACUAUUCUUUGUAUUUUACAUUGUGUAGUGAAUUUGCAAAUGAUACCAGCUGAUGUGGAGGAAGCUUUACUUGCUCGGGCCAUUAAAGCUUUCACAAAGAUGAGUUUGGAUUCUGAAAAUGGACCAUAUGUUUACAACACCCUGAGGAAACUAUUUAAACAAACACUGGAAGAAAAAAGAAGGGGGCUUAAAGAAGGAAUGGAAAUCCCAUUGUAAUGUUUACAGAGUUAUGCUGAGGGAUUUGAUUUCACUUACCAGCUACUGUAUUUUGUGCUAAUUGGCAUGUAUUCCCUAACCUUAAUUAGCUAUCAAAGAUGUGUUUUUGUUUCAAAAGGGAUCUGUAGUGAGACUAAUUCUAGUUACACAUAUUGAAACUGAUAUUUUUUUAAUGAGUUGCUGCUGUCUGAAUGUACUCUUUGGUUUCAAGCUAUAUUCUUUUGUAUUGUGAACUCUUUGUUUUAAACCUGUAUUUAUUGAUUUAGAAAUCCAUUAUUGGUAAGCUAUAUUUUUCAUGUUAACUGAUUGCCAUAAAUCCAGUGCCAUGUUACAUUUUAAGUGGUUUAAUGUAUUGAAUUAAUAUUUGUGUUAACAAUACAAAUGUUUACAUUAGUGCGAUUCCAUUUUACUUUAUGUUGAAUAAAUAUUGAUGGUGCUCAUAAACUGCA
Gavialis gangeticus (Gharial) is the source of this 4034-nucleotide messenger RNA. It is a transcript of the gene PTPDC1, whose product is annotated as protein tyrosine phosphatase domain containing 1. The transcript is spliced from 9 exons. Bases 1324 to 3585 code for a protein of 753 amino acids. Gene Ontology annotation, biological process: protein dephosphorylation; cilium assembly. NCBI's taxonomy places the organism in Eukaryota, Metazoa, Chordata, Crocodylia, Gavialidae. The record is from RefSeq and is a predicted model, not a curated record. Gene Ontology annotation, molecular function: protein tyrosine/serine/threonine phosphatase activity.